GUAAAAUUGUAUAAGUCAUGAUACAAAAUAGAUAUCCAUAUCAAAACGAUACACAUAGGUGUGUGUGUAUGUAUGUAUGUAUGUAUGUGUAUCAUUUCAUUUUUCUUUUAAAUAUCAACCAAUGAUAAACAUUGGAAGGAAAAAAAAGGAAUAUGAAUUCAUAAAACCCUACUAGAUUAUUUCUUUCUCCUGGAUACCACUACUAGUACUAUUUAAAACAAACACAACACGCAUAUUGAAACAUUGAACAGACUAUUCAACACUUUGAAACAUUGAACAGACUAUUCAACACUUUGAAACAUUGAACAGAAUAGUCAACUCUUUGAAACAUUGAAUUCAUUCAAACAAGAAGACUGAUUGUUUAAGAAAAAGAAAAAAGAAAAGAAAAAAGAAAAAAAGAAAAAUGGUUUGUUGCAAAAAACAAAAUAAACUAAAUGAUAAUUAUCUUGAUAAAAUUCAUUCACAUAUUGAUUUAAAACAAUUAGAAUUAUUAGAACGUCAAUUUAUAUUAGAUUGUAUUGCUGUUAGAAAAAUCUGUGAUGAUUAUUCUAAAGCAAAUCCAAAACAUGGAUCUAUUAUACCACCAUAUAAUGGACAAUUAGAUCCAUAUGCUAAAUCAUAUUUUGAAUCAUUAAAUAUACAAAAAUUAUUAGAAAAAACUGGUCAGACACCACCUGGAACAUCAAUUGAAGGUGAAAUAGCUGAUAGAUUUAUUAUAAACGGUGCACCAACGGAUUAUAUUCGACGACGUAAUAAAAAUGGUUGUGGACAUUCAAAAGAAAUAUGGGGUGGACAUUGAAAUGAAGUAGUAACCUAACUAUGAAUAGAAAAUGAAGUGGACCAAAACUUCAUAUUUCAUUCCUAUUACAACUAAUAGUAUUAUUACACAAAAAUGUCUUUAAUAUCUCUUUAUGUGACAUAUGACUUUGUAUGUAUAGUGUACUAUAGCAUUGUAAUGAUGAGUAUAUUAGCUAAUUAAUAGUAAACACGUUUAUUUCUAUGAGAAUAGAUAUCUAUGGAUGAAUUAAAUGUAUGCAGUGAGAUUCAAUCUUAUUGAUAUCAAAAGGGCUUUGUGGAUAUUAUAGUAAUUUUAAUAGUUGAGAUCAUGAGUCGAUUGAAGCUAGACUACCAUGGGAAACGUGAAUGCACUGAACGGCCGUUUCGUUCUACUGUGGGACUCCUCAGCAAUGUACAUCCACGAUCCCGCCUCGCGAGAUUCGAACACAGGAGCUAUAAGUCUCUAAUCCACGAAAUUGAGCGACACAUCCACCAUUGUCUUCAGCGAGUUACUAUAUUACGAUAUUAUUCAACCAUUGUCUCACUUCUAAAAUAGAAGUUUAUACAGAUAGAUCACUGUGAUUUCUUACUAGAAUUAUAAAUGGAUAAAUGAAAAUAGGUGGAUGAGUUGAAGUUAAACAUUAACACUGUUGGAUACCGCCCGGCUCAGUGGUCUACUGGUUAAGCGCUCACGCGCGAGACUGAUAGGUCUUAGGUUCGAAUCUUGUGAGGCGGGAUCGUGGAUGUGCACUUCUGAGGAGUCCCGUAGUAGGACGAAACAACCGUUCAGUGCAUCCAGGUUUUUCAUGGUGGUCUAGCUUCAAAUGACUCAUGAUCUCAACUAUUAAAAUUCAGUGUUCUUAAUUAAUUUCAAUACUUUUAUUUCUUAUCAAGAAUUACAUUAACUCAGGUAAUUCUUCUGAAUGUUUGUCUAACUUAUCGUGUAUAAAUCCUGUCUUGCAUGAUUAAAACUAGUAAUCGGACACAAUGAAGUUUAAUAAGAGUGAACCUGAUCUCUGUACCAUAUCCAAGAAAUCCAAGUCUGUUAGGUAUUUGUAGAUGGUCGACAGGAUAUCGUGCUAUAUGACACUUUUCAAUAGAGCGUAGUUGCAAUUUUGAUGGAGAUGGUGUUCCCAGUGAGAUUUGAACCAGAACCAUCAGGUUUCACAGUUUGAUAUUUUAUCACUGAGUUGUUCGGACUUCAGAGUGUGUGAGUGACUUUCCUCAAAGAUUGAUAUCAAUUGGUAAAUAAUUAAAAAACAAGAGAGAACUGAACAUUUGGCUGUCACAUACUAUUUCGAAACUCCUAUAUAGUUAGCACAUACGAUUCUACUCGUUAUCUUGAAUUCAGUCAUAAUUACUUCCACAUUAUGUUUUGAAGAAGGCGUGUAGUUAAAUAGGUUUUGUGUUCAAUAAAGCUUUAGUUUUGUAUAAAUCUUUUCAAAAAAUCUGGCACGUCUAUUAUAAGUAAAAUAAUAUUGGCGGAAAGCUCGUAAAGAAGGUUAUCCAUGUAACAUCUGGAAUUUUAUAACGUCAUAAUUUUUAUUGACAAGUUACCGACGUUUGCUCUUUCUACCGGGAAUUUUACUAAAUACCGUAUAUAGACAUAUUCACGUACUCUCUAGUACUAGCCACAACUCAAUUUUUUUACAGUGCAGUACAUAUGGACGGAAUAUAACUGGUUUCUAGAGGAAGGCAGGGAGAGAGGGAGAAACAAGAAAUAGACAGCAGAUGGAAAUUUAUUUCAUUAUCCAAAUAAUGUAUCAAUAUAGUCAUUUUGAUAUAUUUAUUUUGUACUCAGUCAGUCAGUCAGCUACAACGUAGGACCAGGCACAUACAUGCAUCGGUUCAAGUUGCCAUUACCUCAUUAAC
Schistosoma haematobium is the source of this 2649-nucleotide messenger RNA. RefSeq lists its product as uncharacterized. Lineage: Eukaryota; Metazoa; Platyhelminthes; Trematoda; Strigeidida; Schistosomatidae. The coding region runs from base 404 to 799 and encodes 131 amino acids. The record is from RefSeq and is a predicted model, not a curated record. The transcript is spliced from 2 exons.